CCUUGCGCCACACUGAAUGAGAAACUGGACUCGCUGGUUCGCGAGCUGAAUGAGGAGUCGCAGGCCACUGUGGUCCCAGAAGGCAGCCCUCCGGCCCCUGAUGCCAAGGAGAGCCCUUUCCGGCCCAGCCCUCGGCCUCCCCGCGUCUUCAAGUCCAAGGAGCAGCUCAUGCUAAGGGCCAACAGCCUCAAGAAGGCGCUGCGCCAGAUCAUCGAGCAGGCAGAGAAGGCGGUGGACGAGCAGAACAAGCAGACCCAGAGCUACAGGAGCCUCUCGGUGGCCGGCAAGAGGGACAGCAGCGAGGACUUUGCCAAGGAGACCGACGCACCGAAGCCCCGCCGCGACACGGUCAUCUCCACCACUUCCUCCCUCCUCCUGGACCGGCCCGAGAGCUUCACCACCGCCCCCUUCGCUGAGGACCCCGAUGCUGUACAAUUUUCCGAAAGAUGCGUCAUGAAUAACUAUUUUGGCAUCGGCCUGGACGCAAAGAUCUCCCUGGAAUUCAACAACAGGAGGGACGAGCACCCAAAGAAGUGCAGCAGCCGCACCAAAAAUAUGAUGUGGUACGGUGUCCUGGGAACGAAGGAGCUACUGCAGCGGACCUAUAAGAACCUGGAGCAGCGGGUCCAACUCGAGUGCGACGGGGUUCCCAUUUCCUUGCCCAGCCUGCAGGGCAUUGCUGUGCUCAACAUUCCCAGCUACGCAGGUGGCAUUAACUUCUGGGGAGGCACCAAGGAAGACAAUAAUUUCGGGGCUCCUUCCUUCGACGACAAGAAGCUGGAGGUGGUUGCUGUUUUUGGGAGCAUCCAGAUGGCGGUUUCACGGGUCAUCAACUUGCAGCAUCACCGCAUAGCCCAGUGCCGGGUGGUGAAGAUCACGAUUCGGGGAGAUGAGGGUGUCCCGGUGCAAGUGGAUGGAGAAGCGUGGAUCCAGCCUCCGGGGAUGAUCAAGAUCCAGCACAAGAAUCGCGCUCAGAUGCUGACAAGAGACAGGGCCUUUGAGAGCACUCUGAAAUCGUGGGAGGACAAGCAAAAGGGGGAGGGCUACCGAGCCCCAUCCCGGCCUCGGCUCAGCUCCCAGCAGUCCAUGGAGUACCUGGUGGAGGAGGAGGGGGCCCAGAUGCAGCAGCUGGUCCAAGCCACCGAAACCCUCAUUAGCAGGAUCCGUGAGGCUGCCAAGGCCUGUAAAGCCAUGGAGCAGGAGCUGGCGCAUGCUGUGAACAGCAGCUCCCUGGCCCUGAGCGAGGCCUCGUCCUGCAAGAGCAACAGUGGGGCUCCGGAGCAGGUUAGCCGGAGCAUGGCGAUGGAAGUCUCCGUCAGCGUGAAGGCCUUGUACACCGAAACCCGGGCUUUCCUGGAAGGAAGACAGCUGGACUCGCCCCAGCAAGAGGAAGCCCUCCGCCAGGCCCUGGACGUCGUCAGCCAGGAGCUGCGGAAGUUCUCUGACAUCCACUGGAUGGCCCCGAUCUCAAACUCAGUGGAAGAGGUCACUAGCCAGGAGGCUCCCGUGAGCAGCAACAAGGGCAGCCUGAAGUUACGGAUUAAUCUUGCAAAGCCCAAGAAGGAGAAGGAAAAACUCCAGAAGCAGAGAUCUGGUGGCAUCACCCCAGUGGACAGUUGGGGCCCUGAGGAAGUGGCCGCCUGGUUGGAGGCUCUUGACUUAGGGGAAUACAAAGAGCUUUUUGUGCGCCAUGACAUCCAGGGCUCCGAGCUGAUCCUGCUGGAGAGGAGAGACCUGAAGGAACUUGGGAUAUCAAAAGUGGGCCAUCUGAAGAGGAUUCUCCAGGGAAUCAAGGACAGCACCAGCCCGCCGUAGAGAAGGGCCUCUGAAGGGACGGUGGCGUUGCGCUCGGUGGCCCUCCUCCAUUGCCGUGGGGGCCUUGGGGCUGACGGCGUCCAGCUUGAUUGCCAGGCCUCGCCGGCACCGGGCCCCUGAGGUCUUCGUGCAAGGGCCACUCUCCAUCCUCCCAGGCCACGAGUUUACAUUCCCACAUUUGCCAAAGAUCGUGGUUUGGCUGGGCUCGCCCUUCCUUGCCUCCACGUCUCCCCGGUCCACCUGUGUGGCAGCUGCUGUGGUUUAUGUUCAAAAGCUUGAACUGGCUUCUUUUCACGCACCCAUUUGUUCCAUUAAUAUGAGGGCGGGGAGGGAGGCUUCAGCUAUUCUCUUCCAUCAUGUAACACCAGUGGACGCCUCCCCUCGAUUUUGGGCUUGGUGGGGCUGAUGGCACCUGGCUGCAACGCCAUCUGGGGUGCUCCCAGCACCCUAUUCUUGCGGUGCCAGCUUCAGGGUUAGGCAAGGAAGACCGCUCUGCUGUUGACAGUCGCCUGGCAGUGGGAAGCACAACAGAUUCGGCCUUUCCGGUUCUGUCAAAGGAGCAAGGGUCCCCCCGAGGGAGAGCAAAAGGCAGCCGCUGCCUUGCCCUGCUACUGACCCCCGGGCCAACUGGCCCUUUUCCCCCACGCCCCCGGCAAUGGCCCCGGCUGACGUCUGCCACUUUUGGGGUGACUGCAGAGGACCCCUUGUGGUUUUUUUUUUAAAUAAAAGUUUUUUUCACCAGUCAUUUAAGCCUCAGUAGUGGCAUGCAUGCACAUUUCAGAAGACGUAGAAUUCCAGAUAGUUUUCUCUUGUGAUCCAGGGUGUAAGAGGUCACUUGCCAGCUGACCAACUGAUUAUAAACAUGCAAACUUUCAAAUUCUACAGUGUUCUUUAUUAAAAGUUUCCAUCAAAAAUCAUAAGAUGCUCAAAUAAGAAACGCCCUUCCUAACAGUGCUGAUAUUUAGAGAAGGGCUUGGAAAGCAGGGAAGCAAGCCUUUCAGAGGCUGGGGUUAGUGCUGCCCCCUCCCACCUGCAUGGCAGACUGGGCCCUGUGAUGCCAGCGUGGUGCCAGCUUCCCUGCUCUCGGCUGGGUGCUCCUUUUGCCCUUUUCCCCAACUCUUGUUCCCUAUCUGAACCUUUGCCACAUUGAUCCAGUCUGUUGUAAAGUGUGAUAAAAAAUGUACAUACCUUGGAAAGAUAUUUAUUUAAAGAGUAAUAUAUAACUUAAAUUAUUUUUCACCCGUGUUGCGCAAAUGCACUUUGGAAUUGGCUUGCAGGGCCUGGAGCUUUCUGGGAGAGCCCUUCAGCCACAGUGGGCCGCUGCAGUGCGGAGGGGCUUUUAGCAGAAACUGAAAGGGGGGUCACCAAGCCAGGCCACCCUGGAUGCCUGGUUGGGCUGCAAGCACCAGAUGGCAAAACCACGCACCAGCCGACUGCCCAGGGGGACAGAAGACAACCCAGAUGCUGUGGCUGACCAGCAAAUCAGGCACUCAGGCGCGUGGACUUCACAGCUAACCGAGACAGCAGCCAACGCCUCGUACCCCCGUCUGGCUUUCUAGCCCAAGGCUGCCCCGGCUGCUGCUGCCGGUCCCGGAGGGCAGCUGCAGGGAGACAUUGCUGCUGCCACCCCCAAGGCAAGAGGACUGGCAGCCAGCGGUGCCACAUCUUCCCCAUGCUGUGCGUGUGCUGCUGUGCGGCUGGGCAGGGCACCUCUGUGCUGGGACAUGGCCGUGACUGCCUCUCCGUAUGCGAGCAGCGGAGGUGUUCACGUAUCCUUUCUGCCCCAAAGGAACCCGACUCCGUGGGCUUGGCUCCCGGGCAGGCAGGGAAAGCAUCGGCGGCGUCUUGGGCUUACCCAGCAGAGCUGGAGAGAGAUGCCAUCGUGAAGGAUUGCCUGUGGCUGCCCUGGGGCCCAGAACGGCCAGCCGCCCCGCAAAACAAAUCACGAGCAGAUGAAGACAGACCCCUGCCCAAGGGGGAGAAAGGCUGCUGCUUGGGCCCACCACUCUUGCUGAAGGAAGCCGGGAGACUCGGCCCCCAUCGCCGCACGAGCAAAGCUACCCGGCGUUCCUUCCGCCUGCAGGAAGCGGUUCACCUGCUGGGAGCCACCAGCCCAUCCACAAAGCCAUCUUCGAGGCAGCAAGGUGGGCAGACGGGAGGGUGGACUGGUUUACCGAAGCAUUUGGGACGAACUUGGAUAAUUAAGUAAAUGUGAAAUUGCUGCUGUUUCAGAAAAAAUAAUGCUGUUCCUAAAAUUGGGGGAAAGAACCUGGACUGUAGACCCAAAAUUCAGACAUCAUGGUUACAAAAUAAAUCUGAACAUAGAUUUGAUC
Python bivittatus (Burmese python) is the source of this 4148-nucleotide messenger RNA. The record is from RefSeq and is a predicted model, not a curated record. Lineage: Eukaryota; Metazoa; Chordata; Lepidosauria; Squamata; Pythonidae.